ACACGCGGACCUGCUGCUCGUUGUUGCGACUUACAAUAAGUGCAUCAACCUCGAGUACAAACUAAGAACAACAAGAAUACAGAAAGUAACAUUUCCUCAACAUAGUCGAACUACAAAAGUACCAUAAUAAGAGCUAUUUAAAUGCCACUGAAGUGCUAAUCUGUGUUUUAAUCCAGAUAUAGUCGGAAAAGAUGUAUUUUUUACCCUAACCCCACAUGUUGACUCCGCUCUGCAGCUCCUCCAGGGUUAUGUCUGCUCUUAGUAUUGAUCCUCGUCGUGGUGCUAUAUUUCCAUUUUGUGUGCUAAUGGAUUUAUUCACUGUAGAUAAAUAAAACAAAAACAUAUUGCGUGACAUGUCAUUGAGCAGACUCUUUUAUCCACAGCGACUUAAAAUAAGUGAAUUCAACCAUGAGAACAAACUCAGAACAACGUGAAUCAAGAAAGUAGCUUUUCUUAAAGAAAGCCAAACUACAAAAUAACCAGAAGCAAGUGCCACUGAAGUGCUAGUCUGGUGUUCGUAGUGGUCCUCCUGGCAGGUGUGUGCAGGGUUCCUACGGUCAUGGAAAACCUGGAAAUGUCAUGGAAUUUUGAAAUGUUAAUAUUUUUUUUCUGUGUUUAAUUUAAUGUAUACUGUUGCGUUGGAAUUCACAGUUUAAAUACUAAAUGUUCUCACUUUUUCAUGUAUAAACCGAGAUUUCAGUUUGGUCAUUGAAAUUUGGUUUUAAAGUCCUGGAAAUCCAUUGGUCAAGAUGUGUAAGAACCCUGUAUUGAUUUCCAUUUUGUAAUAUAAUGGAUUUAUUCGUGCACUGAGAUAAAUACAAAAAACUAAACAUUUAAAGUUAUUUUAAUGUAUAACUCCACCCUGAAUGUUGUCCCUGCACUUUUAAAAGUAAAUGGUAACACCUGAUAUUAUUUAUGGUAUAUUUAGCAAAGUGGGUGAAAACAACUGCAUACAACUUUACAGUUAUUUAGCUUUUUUUUAUCUUGUAUUGGUCCACUAUAUAAAUCAGUGUUUCAAAUGUACCGGGCUGAAGUGCGAGUCGUCGUUGCGCUCCGUGCGUCCCAUAAUUGAAGUGUCUCGUUUUCUGGUUCCUACCAUCCGUCCUGCGUCGUGUCGUCGAGGCUCUAAAGCAGCCGGCGUCUUCUUUGCGUGUCCUUUCUCUCCUCAGCUGGUGGAGCUGAAGAACGGAGAGACGUACAACGGCCACCUGGUGAGCUGUGACAACUGGAUGAACAUCAACCUGAGAGAAGUCAUCUGCACCUCGCGGGAUGGAGACAAGUUCUGGAGGAUGCCCGAGUGCUACAUCAGAGGCAGCACCAUCAAGUACCUGCGAAUCCCCGAUGAAAUCAUUGACAUGGUGAAGGAGGAGGUGGUGUCAAAGGGGCGUGGGCGCGGAGGCCCCCAGCAGAACAAGCAGCAGGGCAAAGGAAGAGGAGGACAGGGAGGCCAAGGGGGAGGCGCAGGCCGAGGUCUGUUCGGCGGCCGCGGCCGAGGGAUGUCGGGUCCCAGCCGGGGUCAGCAGCAGCAGCUGCAGCUGCAGCCGCCCGACAAGAAGACGGGCAAACCGCAGGGCGCCAAGAACCAGCACUGACGGACCAGCAGGACGCGUCCGGUUCCCCCGAGCCACUUCUCCUUAAAAAAAGAAAAAGUAACUCCUUCUGCGCUGACGCUCGUCUGGACCGACCACCGGGAGACGUUAAGAGAAGCUGUGCCCUUUGCACAGAGUUUUGUUUUUUUAGCAUCUGUAAGUUGGUAUUAACGAUUUUUUUUUUUUUUUAGUCCGACCCGAUGCCAGUGUAUCCGAGCCCGUCUUUAGCUUCAUCGAUAAUGUUAUUACAGCUUUGCAGGAACAUUUAGUGUCGUGAAUCUCAUUGUUGGAACACUGGAAUGAGGUUUUUAAUUGUAGUUCUUUCUCUCCUCGGGUGUACGCUUCAAGGUAAAGACGUUUGCCCCGCCCCCAACUGCUGUUGCAUCGUAUUAUUUUUUUUUAACUCGAGCUCUUUAUUUUAGCGCCGGGCGGUUUGAUCGCGGCAGGCGGACCGGCCGGCGGCCGUUAGAGGGGACGAGACUUCAGUCCCUGGACGGGAACACUUUGGUUAAAGCAUCUGUAAGACGACGCGUCGUCAUCAUUAGGGUUUCCAUCAAAACAAAUAUUCUCUCGUUCUUAAACCUGAAGUGGAAAAGUCCAAUGUGUCUUUUGUUGGUUGGAUUUCUUUUUUAUUUUAGUAAAAGAAAGACGGUGUAAUUUAUGAACACGAGAAUAAAAUACCUUUUGUUAAA
Pseudoliparis swirei is the source of this 2281-nucleotide messenger RNA. RefSeq names its product LSM4 homolog, U6 small nuclear RNA and mRNA degradation associated (gene lsm4). The record is from RefSeq and is a predicted model, not a curated record. Gene Ontology annotation, cellular component: spliceosomal tri-snRNP complex; P-body; U6 snRNP. Gene Ontology annotation, biological process: spliceosomal snRNP assembly; nuclear-transcribed mRNA catabolic process; P-body assembly. Gene Ontology annotation, molecular function: U6 snRNA binding. Bases 894 to 1592 code for a protein of 232 amino acids. The transcript has 3 exons. Lineage: Eukaryota; Metazoa; Chordata; Actinopteri; Perciformes; Liparidae.